This is a messenger RNA of Panthera uncia (snow leopard), 8996 nucleotides long. RefSeq names its product chondroitin sulfate synthase 1 (gene CHSY1). The transcript has 3 exons. The record is from RefSeq and is a predicted model, not a curated record. Gene Ontology annotation, molecular function: glucuronosyl-N-acetylgalactosaminyl-proteoglycan 4-beta-N-acetylgalactosaminyltransferase activity. Gene Ontology annotation, cellular component: Golgi cisterna membrane. NCBI's taxonomy places the organism in Eukaryota, Metazoa, Chordata, Mammalia, Carnivora, Felidae. The coding region runs from base 39 to 2447 and encodes 802 amino acids.
GGCGGCGGCGGCGGCCCGGCGGGCGGAGCGGCGCGGGCAUGGCCGCGCGCGGCCGGCGCGCCUGGCUCAGCGUGCUGCUCGGGCUCGUGUUGGGCUUCGUGCUGGCCUCACGGCUCGUCCUGCCCCGCGCCUCUGAGCUGAAGCGAGCGGGUCCUCGGCGCCGCGCCAGCCUCGAGGGCUGCCGGCCAGGGCAGGCGGCGGCUUCCCAGGCCGGCGGGGCGCGCGGCGAUGCGCGCGAGGCGCAGCUCUGGCCGCACGGCCCGGCCUCGGAUGGCGGUCCGCGCGACAGGAACUUUCUCUUCGUGGGAGUCAUGACUGCCCAGAAAUACCUGCAGACCCGCGCCGUGGCCGCCUACAGAACAUGGUCCAAGACAAUUCCUGGGAAAGUCGAAUUCUUCUCUAGUGAGGGUUCAGACACCUCGAUACCAAUUCCGAUAGUGCCACUACGGGGCGUGGACGACUCCUACCCACCCCAGAAGAAGUCUUUCAUGAUGCUCAAGUACAUGCAUGACCACUACCUGGACAAGUAUGAAUGGUUUAUGAGAGCAGAUGAUGACGUGUAUAUCAAAGGAGACCGUCUGGAGAAUUUUCUGAGGAGUUUGAAUAGCAGUGAGCCCCUCUUUCUCGGGCAGACAGGACUGGGCACCACGGAAGAGAUGGGGAAACUGGCCCUGGAACCCGGUGAGAACUUCUGCAUGGGGGGGCCCGGUGUGAUCAUGAGCCGGGAGGUUCUCCGGAGAAUGGUGCCGCACAUUGGAAAGUGUCUCCGGGAAAUGUACACGACUCACGAGGACGUGGAGGUGGGAAGAUGUGUCCGGAGGUUUGCGGGGGUGCAGUGUGUCUGGUCUUAUGAGAUGCAGCAGCUUUUUUAUGAGAAUUACGAACAGAACAAAAAGGGGUACAUUAGAGAUCUCCAUAAUAGUAAAAUUCACCGAGCCAUCACCCUGCACCCCAACAAAAACCCACCCUACCAGUACCGGCUCCACAGCUACAUGCUCAGCCGCAAGAUAGCCGAGCUUCGCCACCGCACCAUCCAGCUCCACCGAGAGAUCGUCCUGAUGGGCAGAUACAGCAACACAGAGAUUCACAAAGAAGACCUCCAGCUGGGAAUCCCACCUUCCUUCAUGAGGUUUCAGCCUCGCCAGCGGGAGGAGAUCCUGGAGUGGGAGUUUCUGACUGGGAAAUACUUGUAUUCUGCAGCUGAGGGCCAGCCGCCUCGGAGAGGGAUGGACUCCGCUCAGAGGGAGGCCCUGGAUGACAUUGUCAUGCAGGUCAUGGAGAUGAUCAACGCCAAUGCCAAGACCAGAGGACGCAUUAUUGACUUCAAGGAGAUACAGUAUGGCUACCGCCGGGUGAACCCCAUGUAUGGGGCCGAAUACAUCCUGGACCUGCUCCUUCUGUACAAAAAGCACAAAGGGAAAAAAAUGACUGUUCCCGUCCGGCGACAUGCAUAUUUACAGCAGACCUUCAGCAAGAUCCAGUUUGUGGAGCAUGAGGAACUGGAUGCAAAGGAAUUGGCCAACAAAAUCAAUCAGGAAUCCGGAUCCUUGUCCUUUCUCUCAAAUUCCCUGAAGAAACUUGUUCCCUUUCAGCUCCCUGGAUCAAAGAACGAGCACAAAGAACCCAAAGAGAAAAAGAUAAAUAUAUUGAUUCCAUUGUCUGGGCGUUUCGACAUGUUUGUGAGAUUCAUGGGAAACUUCGAGAAGACGUGUCUCAUUCCCAAUCAGAACGUCAAGCUCGUGGUUCUGCUUUUCAAUUCUGACUCGAACCCUGACAAGGCCAAACAAGUUGAACUCAUGAGAGAUUAUCGCAUUAAGUACCCUAAAGCUGACAUGCAGAUUUUGCCUGUGUCUGGAGAGUUUUCAAGAGCUCUGGCCCUUGAAGUAGGGUCUUCCCAGUUCAGUAACGAGUCUCUGCUCUUUUUCUGUGACGUUGACCUCGUGUUUACUACAGAAUUCCUUCAACGAUGUCGAGCAAAUACAGUUCUGGGCCAACAGAUAUAUUUUCCAAUCAUCUUUAGCCAGUACGAUCCAAAGAUUGUUUAUAGUGGGAAAGUUCCCAGUGAUAACCAUUUUGCCUUCACUCAGAAAACUGGCUUCUGGAGAAACUAUGGGUUUGGCAUUACUUGCAUUUACAAGGGAGAUCUUGUCCAAGUAGGCGGCUUUGAUGUUUCCAUCCAGGGCUGGGGGCUCGAGGAUGUGGACCUUUUCAACAAGGUUGUCCAGGCAGGUUUGAAGACAUUUAGGAGCCAAGAAGUGGGAGUAGUCCACGUCCACCAUCCUGUCUUUUGUGAUCCCAAUCUCGAUCCCAAACAGUACAAAAUGUGCUUGGGGUCCAAAGCAUCCACAUAUGGGUCCACACAGCAGCUGGCUGAAAUGUGGCUGGAAAAAAACGACCCAAGUUACAGUAAAAACAGCAAUAACAGUGGCUCAGUGAGGACAGCCUAAGGUCCAGCUUUGCUGGAAGAGACGUUUUUAAUUAUCUAAUUUAUUUUUCAAAAAUUUUUUGUAUGAUCCGUUUUCGAAGUCCAUACAAGGAUAUAUUUUACACAUGAUUUUCUUACAAAGGACUCCUUAAUGAUUGAGCUUUUUGAACAAAAAUGUGAUCAUGUUUGCCUUUGAGCACAUUUUCUUGCUGAACGUCAUGUAGCAGGCCUGCUUGAUAAUGACUUGAAAUGUACCUGAUGGACAGAACUUUCUUGUCGUGUUUCGUUGUGUUUUAUGCGUUUCUUUUCAGACCCCUUUGCUGUGGUCCUAUGGUAGAAAACAUGAACGUUCCUGCAAAGUAUUAAUGUAACAGAACACUGUAACUCUGGUACAUGUUUUGUUGUAACUGGUAACGUUGCACAGAUUCGACCUUUUGUCUUUUUUUUUUCAAUGGCGAUUUUUUUUUUUAAAGCCAUUUCAUGUUCUAAUUGUAAAAUAAGGAAAUGUGAUAAUAAGCUGUAUCAUCAUUGUCGGGAGAGCUUUCCAAAGUUGAUUCUUUCCCCCAACUUGUGCUCAUUGUGGUCACGGAGUUGUUUUAAAAGCAAGGGGAGAAAGGCACAGUAAGAUGAAUGGCUGUCGUCGUAAUUCGUGUGGCUUAAUGGACCUGGCAUUAAAUUCCAAGAAGGAUUUGGUUUUUUGUUUUUUUUUUUUUCUCCUCAUCUUUAAAGGGUACACUAUUAAUAUUUGGAAUGGCAAAGAAGAAUUAUUGUAAUAAAUCUAAUGUACACAAGCUAAAACAGAAACAAAAACCCGCCCUAAUGAAAGCAUUGGGGGAAAAUGUAUUUUGGUUUUGUUCAUCCUGUCUGUGUUACAUUGGUGGAGUUGGCUGUUUCAAUCUUUAAUUACUGUUUUGUUUUAUUCUUUGUAUCUGAAAUACCUUUAAUUUAUUUAAUAUCCAUUGUUUAGAGCUCGGCCAUUUCUCAAGUACCUGUUAGGCUAUUAGUAUUUAUGUGUAUCAGGAGUGUGUUUUAGUGUUAUUUUAUUUGCAGUAAACUGAUCUCCAAAGAUUUCCUUUUGAAAAUGCUUUUCCCUCCUCAAUUUUUACAUUCCUUACUGUUUUACUAAAUAUUAAGUGUUCUUUGACAAUUUUGGUGCUCACAUGUUUUGGGGACAAAAGUGAAAUCUGUCAUUACACCAGAAAGUUUGUUUGUUUUAAAAACUCACAGAUCAAAUGUGCCUUAAUAAAUUUUCUUUUUCAUUUAGAUUUCAAACAGUAAUAGACUUGCCAUUUUAAUACACAUCGUUGGAGAUCUGCUUAUUUGUAAAUAGUCUGUUGCUCAUUCGGGAAAAUAAACCAGUCAACAGUAUUUUUCUAUUGUACUUUUCAGGACCAUUUUGUCUCAUUACUCCUGUUUUAGCUAAAGAAUUGUAUAACAUUUGGAGAGUAAAAAACUGAAACACUGAUUUAUAAAGUUUUUCAAGUUAUUUCAGGGGGAAUAUUUAUGUAGAAUGCAGUUUGGGAGUGAAAUGAAACUUUCAAGUGCCUCUUCCUCUCCCCCGCACCCCCCUCCAGUGAACCUGUCCUUUGUUCCUCUUCAGCUUGUCCAUUCUCUGUUCUCUAGAACAAGGGUCUUCAAACCCACUCCAUGCCCCAUCUGGCUUCCUGGUACGGAUGCACCUUCCUGGCCCCAUAUUGGACUGGCUGCACCCAUUGGAAUCUACAUUUUAACCAGUGCCCACGUGCUAUUGUGUGCACGAACAUUCUCGGGGUUUUAGGCUAGAUCUUAACUACAGGAUAAAUUGUGUAUGGUUGCUCUAUAAUCCAAGAAUCAAAAAAAGUUUAGAUCUUUUAUGCCAAGGGAGCAAGCUUUGUGGAUGCCAGUUCCAGUCCGGGACAGGUACUUACCGUGUAAUGACAGUUAAGACCCAGUAUAAUAACAUUGUGCUCUCGGGAGGGAUUGCUGCCAUUCAGCCUAAUUGUCAUUUACUUUGUGGGGAUGUUUAGUUUUCCUUUGGAAAAAAAGCACAGAUGUUUUUAUUCUUCAGUAAGGAAGAGCACAGUAUGCGUCCUGAUGACAAAGUUAAGUUCUCCAUCAUACUAGCUAACUAGAGGGAUUUAGGACAGGGUAUGAGCAGUUUCCUUCUCAAGCUUGAAUGUCCAUCCAGUGUCUUGGUGAUGCUUUGUUCAAGUUCACCGUUUCCUUCCUCCUCCCACUCGUGCUCGUCUAUUCCACUUCCUGAUGUCCGUGUGGAUGUUUACGGAGGUGCUGCCCUCCCUUCCUCGAGAUUCAGUCUUUAGGAAUGCUGCUGGACCCCUUCCUUCUGGUUCCCUCUUUGGUGGUGCCACGCCCAGACUCUGUGCUCACUGGCCUCCUGGUUCACUCUCCUCCUGGCCUCUCCUCGUGUGUCCCGCCAGGAUCCCUCUUCUCAAUCAGCAGCUUUAGUGUCUUCCUGCCUGGGAGAAGACUCUGUGAGCCCCCUCCUUAGGAGCCUCCAGCCAAACUGGGCUCUAAGUUUGUGGGGUCAUCAGUCUCUUUCCUGCUCUGGCCUCUGUCUGGAGCUCUCUGCACACCACUCCGCUGGCCACCCGGACUCAUUCUCCAGGAGCCAACUGAAACUCUCGCCCUGACCACUCUGGGUUCAUCCCGGACCCUUCCAGCAUAGAUGUGACACAGCUGGACUUCAUUCCAUGGUCAUGUGAUAAUGUCUCCCUCACUCCAGCCCCUCGAGUGCAUCUGGAUCUCUUCCCAGCGGUACCCUGGCACGUUGAGCCCUCUUGUCUGUGUCCUACGCUGUCCCCAGCCUUGCUGUUAGUGCAUGGUGCCCCGUCUGUAUGCGUUCCUCCCAGUGGAAUGUCCAGCUGGCCUGCCUGCCUGUCAUUGCAUUGGCUGUGACCUUGUGGCCCAUCCAUACCCAUCCAUGACCUGGAAGUAAUUGCUUCUUCCCUUAAACCUCUGAAGGCCUUCUAGUUGAGAUAUGCUUUGUUUCAUUGUUACUUUAUUUAUACUUAGUAUGCGUUGCUUUAUUUUAAAUAUAGAGAAGUAUUGAAAUGGCCCAUAACCCCACAAACCAGAUAGCCCCUGUUAACAGUAUCUAGAAAUGAAGAAUACGUGGAGAUGGUUGGAAGGGGGAAGAGAUCACAAUGCUGCACAAAGGGGGGAAAUGGAGCCUUCCUCCUCCUCUAACCGUCCUGCCCUGAGGUCCCUCCCACAAAGAACCACCGGCUUUGUGUGUCCUGGUGGGGAAUGGGCGGUGCGAAACGUGUGUGAACUAGAUUGGUAGCAUUUGAAACAAUUCAUUUACACAAAUGAGAACCACAUGCUUGCUUGGGCACCUGGGCCUGUGUGAGCCUCUUCUUGCCGCACGACAGAGGUGGACCUGGUCCGCUCGUGACUGGUGGACAUAUUUCUGGAGGGCAGGGCGGGACCGGUGGGCUUUUGGGCGUUGUGGGGACAUGUGUGGGAGCCCUGUCCGGAGUGGGAGUGGGAGAGUCUUGUCUUGUGGGGCAGACGCUCAUGGCACCUCACCUCUGGAAGGUGGGAUUGCUUUCCCAGUCCUGCUAUUCUGGGCCAACAUGAGGCCAUAGUAUGCAUGUGGACCAUAGCAUUCCAGGACUUUGGUGUUUGGAGACAGGGCCGUGUGUCACAAACUAUAGGUCACACGACUGUCCAUCCCUCUUGGCUGCAGAGUGACAGCUGGGAGUGAAGGGGAUGCAUUCCCUUUCACAGGGUGCUGAGGGGAGAAGGGGCAGGUGCUGCUGGUGCACCCACAGCUGGGGGGACACAAAAGUAGCCCUGACCUUUCCCUAGUCUCCCCAAACUCCCAACAACCCAGCGGGAUCAAGCUCUUGAUCUCUGUGGGCCAAUACUGUGCUCCCUUCCUGCCCAGCCUUUUGACACAUCCCAUUCACAAAGCUCGCCCAGCCUCACCCCCAAUUCAGCAGGCGUGUGCUUCCUCCGCUGCUCAGACAGUAGGUGCAGGGAUGCGGCUAACGCACAUCUUCACUCCCAGCAGGCUAGAGACGCUUACCAUUGUCAUGUGCGAUUGAGCAAAAUGACAGUCACAUUUUGCCUCAAUCCUAUGCCCUUGAAGGGUCACGUGGAGGAGGACGACAGUAAAGGGGAAUGGUAGGUUUUCAGAGGCAUUCUGAUGCCAGGUCUCUUGCCUUUCAACAAAAGGUCCAUCCUCCAGGAAGGUGAACUGUCACCUGCGGGGCUGCCUGCCCACUGGACUCUGUCAGCCACUGAGGGGCUCUGCCCUGGCCCCAGACUUCAGGGUCUCCCCUUGUGCUUUCUUGUCAUGGUGCCAGCCCUCCUGCACCUGCACUGGUGCCCGCCCUGGGGGAUUAGGCUGUGUUACUGCAUAUAAAUUGCUGUAAUCUGUGCUGCAAAGGAGCUUAUGUGCUGCAGUGACUGGGGGCCAGCAGGGAGGGGACCUGUCUGCUAUGGUGGCUGCACAGGCCUGCACCCUACCUCAAUGGGUCCCACUGUGCUCUUCAAGCCCUGGAAGGAUGGGCUUCUGUUCCAUUUGAAGGAAAAGGCUGCUCAUACCAAAUCUGCUUCGUCAAACUUGUUACAAGUGCAGUAGAAGUGUAAAUGUUGCAAUGCUUUGGAUCAAAUUACAGCAACUCAUUUUGUAUGACUUCCAGUAGGGGAAAAAAAAAAAACUUCUCAUGUUAGUUUUGCUAUGCUUCAGCGUUUUGGGGGGUUUUUUUUGUUUGUUUUUGUUUUUGCAGAGAUGUGAAGGGGGUGGAUUGGAGAAGGGGGAAGAAAGAAAAACCUUCAACAGUACAGCAAACCAGAUUAAGGGCUAGCUUGUCACCAAUGAGUUAAACCAUUUACAUGCCUGUUGUCAGAUACUUUUUAAUGCAUUUAUUUAUCAUUAAUUAUAUUCCAGUUUUGAAGGUUUUCAUGUCUUACUACAACAAUCAAAAACAAAAUUUUGGGGACACCCGGGUGGCUCAGUUGGUUAAAUAUCUGACUCGAUUUCAGCUCAGGUCAUGAUCUCACGGUUUCAUGAGUUUGAGCCCCAUGUCGGGCUCUGUGCCGGCAGUAUGGAGCCUGCUUGGAAUUCUCUCUGCCCCUCCCCCACUUAUGCUCUCUCCUGUGUCUCUCAAAGUAAAUAAACUUAAAAGAAAACCCACAAAAUUUUGUCCUUUGGAAAACAUUCUAGCUGCAUUUUCUUUAAAACAAGUUGUCUGGCUGAUGAGUUGUUCCUGACUGUUUGUUUAGUUUAUGUAUUUAUUUUGAGAGAGAGCAUGAGCAGGGGAGGAGCAGAGAGAGGCUCUCAAGCAGGGUAUGCACUGUCAGCACAGAGCACAACUCGGAGCUGGAUCUCAUGAAAUGUGAAAUCAUGACCUAAACUGAAAUCAAGCGUCGGUCGCUUAACUGACUGAGCCACCCAGGUGCUUCUGCCAGACUGAUUUCUUUUUCUUUUUUUCUUUUUAAAAAAUGUUUUAUUUUUGGGAGAGAGAGCGCGAGUGAGGGGGGUUUGCAGAGAGAGAGGGACACAGAAUCUGAAGCAGGCUCCAGGCUCUGAGCUGUCAGCACGAUGUGGUGCUCGAACUCAUGAACCGUGAGAUCAUGACCUGAGCCAAAGUUGGACGCUCAACCGACUGAGCCACUCAGGCACCCCUAUGCCUGACUUGAUUUCUAAUGAGAAAGUAUAAUAAGAAAUUGAUCAAACCAUUUAGUGAUGCAAAAUAGGUAAGCUCUGGAAUCUACUUAAAUGCAUCUGUAAUGAAUUUCUCUCUAUCACGAGCCGGUGAUGCCUCUGGCCUGCCACCUUCUCUUUCCUCUUGCUGAUGUGCUGCAACUCAACAUCUGUGUUGGGCCACAGCCCACUGCAUACCCAGCUUAAUGCUACAUACACAUUCCCACUGGAGGAAGGAACACGGUUAGAGCCAAAUCUCAAAGGUACCUUCAAAUUUAUUCUGAAUUAAGUUUGGGGCUUUCUCUAGGCAGAGGCUUACCUCCUGUUACAAAACUAAAAGGGAAACCUCAAUCAUAGGUUCAGAAUGCCCUCCCAAAGCUAGAAAUGUUCUAGAAUACACAUUCAAGGUGUUGUGAAGGGAGCAUUUUGGACUUUUAAAUCUGUCUCCCCUUGUGAAUAGCAAUGCAAUUAAUCACAAUAUGAAAAUAUGUGUACAGGGAAAUUGAGUCAAGAAGGAAAGAUCUUCCUCUUCCACCAGCCUGUUCCCACUUUGGCAGGUUCCUCUGGAGUUUUUAUAACGCACUUACAGUUUGAUGCAAUGGCGUAUGUUCAGUGAGGCAACUUUCUCCUUGCUCCCACACCACAUACCCUUAAAACCCCUUUGUUGGUCCUUUGAAAUCACCAUUAGAGGCUGCCUCCUCUGUUAAAGUUGAGAAUUUUCCCAGUGUUGACCAUCUCGAGUGCCCCAUAUUGUAUCCCAAGUAACACUGCAGUGGGCAUUUUGUACUUGGACCAUCAGAUUCCCAGAAGUGGGCCAUCCACCUCGAGGGCCUUGGGACUCGGUGUUUGGCUCAUUUCUGACACAACACUAAGUCGUUUGGUAUUUUACUUGGUCAACGUUGACAUUUUGUCCCUACC